Drosophila persimilis is the source of this 1553-nucleotide messenger RNA. RefSeq lists its product as uncharacterized. The coding region runs from base 369 to 1403 and encodes 344 amino acids. Lineage: Eukaryota; Metazoa; Arthropoda; Insecta; Diptera; Drosophilidae. The transcript has 2 exons. The record is from RefSeq and is a predicted model, not a curated record.
GAUAAUCUUCUCCUUUCUCCUCUCUCCCUCCCCGGCAGGAAACGGCCGAAACAGAGGACUAGAACUGGAGACAGGCUGAACUGAGUGUGUGUGUGUGUGUGUGUGUGGCGCUCUUUCUCUUAAUUGGCUUUUCAUUUUGCGGAGAAUGAGAUUUGGCCUUGGUAUGUGUCGCAGCAUGAGGCAUUAAUCAACACUGGCUUAAGCCACACGAAUGACUGAUGGAAGCAGUUCUGCCAGAAUUUGCUCAGAACAAAAUUGCUAAGCUGGCAGCACUGGAUGGAAGGCCACCUUAGUUCCUUAGUUAAAGUUAAAGUUCCUUACUUUUGACACAACAACAUAACCUAAAACUUGUUCCAAUAUUUACAUGAAUGUAUAGAGGAAUCACCAUGAAUCUGCAAAAUUGUAUGGUAGCCUUUUUGAAUGAGUUCUGCGCGAAAUUCAAAUGGCCGUUGGCCACGUACGAAGUGCUUCCGAAGCGCAAUGGCUUUUUUUGUAUGCUGAAGCUGAAAGAUGUGUCUGCCACUGGCGAGGGCGCCUCGAAGAAUAUGGCCAAACAGGUGGCGGCUCUGUGCGUGUGGAAGAAGAUACUCAAGAUACCGGUGAUCAGUGCCAUCCUGAACCAGUCCGAUGCCUCGCCGAUGAUGGCCACCAGCGCCCUUGCCUUGUUCGGGGAGGACCAUUUGCUGAGCCUCAAGCAGCGCAAGAAGCUGCGCGACCUCCUGGUCCUCGUGGCGACCAACAUCGAAGGCGAGCCACUUCCCAUCGCAGAGCCCAUCGCAGAACACAUCGUAGAACCCAUCGCAGAGUCCAUCCCCAUCCCGAAGAAGACUCCAGCGAGCCUUGGAAUCUACGAACUGCCGUAUCCGGAUGUCGGUCCUGUUGUGAAGAAUCAGCAGACUUUGAAGUGUACGGCUGAGGCAAAGGUACCUCCUCUUAUGCACGUCAAGCCCAACCCAUCCACCAUCCGAAAGAAAGCUCCAGAGAGCCUGGGAAACAACAGGAGUCCGUAUCCGUAUGAGGAGGCUGCUGAGAAGACAGUCAGCGGAAAUUCCCUCAAGCUGGAGCCUCGUUAUGGGCGAAAUAUACCCGACCCCGGCCCCACCUCAUACGGCGUGCGCACCCACCUCUUGCAAGAUGAUUAUUUUUUUAAAUUUCCCAAAGAUCUCAAAGAGGCUGCAUUUAAGGUCAUCAACUCCAAGGACUUUGAGACCAAGAAGGAACAGGCCGAGGCCCUGCUGGCCGCCCUGCAGCUGAACUACACCAUGGCCCCGGUGCCGUGCAAGAACACCAAAGAUCCGCUCGUCUCAGUGACGCUCCACUGUGAUUAUAAUGGGCUGUUUAUAGACCAAAAGAGCAACAUAUAUAACUUUAUCAUCGAGUACCUCAACGAUAUGCUUCGCUAAAAGCAAAAGACAGCAAAAAAGAAGUGUAUCCAAGACAAGGAGACCCCUAAGAAGGAUGUACUUUUAUUACUGUAACAUUUAGAAGGAUCUCAGGGAUACAAAUUUCAAAUAAAUCUUACUAUAGCCAUUCUCCGGCUAUAAUAGUGAUUA